Molecule: messenger RNA, 1296 nt
Organism: Anguilla anguilla (European eel)
Lineage: Eukaryota; Metazoa; Chordata; Actinopteri; Anguilliformes; Anguillidae
Gene: cfl1l
Product: cofilin 1 (non-muscle), like
Exons: 5
Coding region: 266-754 (162 amino acids)
Biological process (GO): cell motility; actin filament severing; actin filament fragmentation
Cellular component (GO): actin cortical patch; cytoplasm; actin cytoskeleton
Molecular function (GO): actin filament binding
Source: RefSeq, a predicted model, not a curated record
UUUCCACCUGCAGAAAUAGAUUUUAUUUUAUAAAUAUUAAUAUUUGCCAUUUGCGUGGCCAAUUUUAUAAAUAAAAAAUCAUUAUUAUCCGAUAUCUACGUUGUCGAAAGUUUACGAACUGAUUAUACAACAACAAACUGUUUUUAAGAGACGCGGAAACUGAACGCGCCCUGGGGUAAAAGUUUGAGGAAGAGAAAAGAGCGAGCGCAGCAGACCACCAGUCCUCUCCAAUCUCCUCCUGAUCUCCAACCUCAACUGAAGAACAAUGUCCUCCGGAGUCAAAGUCCACGAAUCUGUGGACGAAUACGUCCAGAAGAUGCUGAUGCCUUCCAAAGGCGCCAAAGAAGACCGACUGAAGGUAGUCAUAAUGCGCCUCAACGAUAAAAAAGAUUCCAUCAUCGUGGACGAGGAGAACACCAAAUACCUGAAGGACUUUAAGGACAGUGACGAUGUCUUCAAAGAGGUCAUGAAGCUAUUCAAGAAAGAACAGUGUUGCUAUGCCGUGUACGACUGCUUCUACGAGACCAAAGACUGCAGCGGCAAGGAGGAACUGGUGUUCAUUAGCUGGUGCCCUGACGAUGCUUCCCUCAGGGACAAAAUGAUUUACGGCGCCUCAACGAACGGAGUGAAGGGGAGAUUUCCUAGCAUCAAGCAUCAUUUGCAGAUGAACGAUUCAGGAGACAAAACCUCCGACGGUGUGCUCGAUAAGUUAGGAAAAGGUCGUGUGGUGCAGCUGGAAGGGAAGCCCGUCUAAAGCGCACGUGCAGUAGGCCGAAUCCCUGGAGGCACCACUGCACCUCAGCAGCACGAACAGGACAAUCACAAAUAUACCGGCCUGCGUUGGCUUUUUCUCGCUUUUGCUACUAGCUGCUUUGGAUGGUACAAUGUCGGGGAAAAUUGUCAACAUACAAUUAAAGUCUUGUGAUCUGGAUGGAUAGUAUUGAAUUUUUUUUUUUUUUUUGAUGAAUAGAUGCAUUUUCCUGAAAACGGUCAGCAUGCUUUUGUGUUCCCAUUGGUUAAGCUCUCUUGCAUAAAUACAAUACAUGCAGAUGGCAGCUAUACUUCAGUCCACCACAGAGUUUGGUCAUGCCCCCAGAUUGCUAUCCUUUGCCACUGCUAUGAAUCGGUUUAAUUUUGUUUCUCCUCCAUCGCAAAUUGGUUUCUCCAGAGCUGACCAGAUGACAUCACCACAACCUUGCUUUUUGUAAAUGUGUGCCAGUGUAAGAAGAUAUCCAGUUGUGAGAAAAUUGUUACAUUCCUGCCCCUUCUAUUAAUAAAUAAAGCCAUCCAAGGAAA